GUCGAUUAAUUUAGUUUUUAAUUUAGUUUUCUGUCAGAAUGACUGUGCACUUUGCAUGUUUGAACAUUUUUAUUUGAAAAAUUACUUGUUUAGUGUACCGUCUGAUGCAGCAGAGAAUGGUAAAUAUCCACGGUGUUAUGCAGAUCUGGCUAAAUCUCACGUUAUCUUCUACAAACCCAUAUGCAGUUACUUUUGCUGAACGUUAACUGAGUGAAAUGUUUUCUCAUCUCACAUGGUUUGCUCAGUUUAGAAACCAAAAAUAAAUGUGUUAAAGUUCAGAUUUGCUGAACGGAGUCAAGAUGAAGUCACUGAAGCAAUUUUCCAAUGCUGGAUUUGGACUCUAAUCAAACACGGAAAUACAGCUGAUUUGUCAUCAGCAUGGCAUUUUCAUUGGCUGAAGAAGCAAAACACGUGACCCAGGUUUCAUGACAAAAACCCAGGUUUGCAAACUUGUCCUGAUCGGUAGAUGGUACAUUAAGCUUUAACUCGAACAAAUUAACAACCAAUGACACAUACAGGAUGUUUGACGCUAUCAGAUUUUUCAGACCUGUUGUGAUCAGUCAUAGUGUAUGGAGGAGUCUGUUCACCAUGCGGCUGAAGACUAGCGAGUUCAAGUCUCUCUUCACUGAUGGGCUGAAUGGGAUAGCAGAGCUGUUUGAGAAGCACCAGUAUGAGCUGCGGAUCGCCGGCGGCGCUGUGCGGGAUCUGCUCUCCGGGAAGCGGCCUGAGGACGUGGACUUUGCCACCACAGCCACUCCGGAGGAGAUGAAGCGCAUGUUCCAAGAUGCUGGGAUCAGGUUGAUCAACAACAAAGGAGAGAAGCACGGCACCAUUACCGCACGGCUGCACGAUGAGAACUUUGAGGUGACCACACUGCGAGUGGACGUUGAGACGGACGGCCGGCACGCGGAGGUGGAGUUCACCACCGACUGGCAGAAAGACGCCGAGCGUAGAGACCUCACCAUCAACUCUAUGUUUCUGGGGCUCGACGGAACGUUAUACGACUAUUUCAAAGGCUACGAAGACCUCCAGAACCACAAAGUCCGGUUCGUCGGCAACGCUGAGCAGAGGAUACAAGAAGACUACCUGAGAAUACUGAGGUAUUUCAGGUUUUACGGCAGGGUGGCUUUAAGGGCCGACGAGCAUGAGCCCGAGACUCUGACUGCCAUCAGGGAAAACGGCCGGGGGCUGGCAGCCAUAUCAGGAGAAAGAAUCUGGGUGGAGUUAAAGAAGAUGGUGGUGGGGAACCACGCUGCUCAUCUGCUGGAGCUUCUCUACAACCUAGACUUAGCUCAGUACAUCGGUUUGCCUCCAGAUGGCGACGUUGACGAGAUGAAGCGUGUAUGGCGGAACGCCAGCGCCCACUCUCCCAAACCCAUGACGGUCCUGGCGGCCCUGUUCCACGGCCCGGACAACGUGGACAAGAUGGACCUGCGGCUGAAGGUGUCCAGGGAGGAGAAGACGCUGGCUCUGUUCCUGGUCAAGCACAGGCGGACGCUCCACAAGAGCGACGAAGAGCCAGACGACCUCAGACCUUUCACUGACUUUAUUAUCGAUAGCCGGGAGCCGGACUCUCAGAGCAAAGUGUGUGAGCUGCUGAAGUAUCAAGGUGAGGAGAAGCUGCUGUCGGAGCUCCAGAGGUGGUCGGUGCCUCGCUUCCCCGUCAGCGGCCACGAUCUGAGGAAGAUGGGCAUCACAUCGGGGAAGGAAAUUGGCACCAGCCUGCAGGAGCUCCGUGACAUCUGGAAGAAAAGUCGAUACCAGAUGGAUAAAGACGAACUGCUGAGUCAUGUGAAGCUUUGAAUAAAACAGGAACUGGUCACCAUUGUGAUUUA
Messenger RNA from Poecilia latipinna (sailfin molly), 1835 nucleotides. RefSeq names its product tRNA nucleotidyl transferase, CCA-adding, 1 (gene trnt1). Gene Ontology annotation, biological process: mitochondrial tRNA 3'-end processing; tRNA 3'-terminal CCA addition. Gene Ontology annotation, cellular component: mitochondrion. The record is from RefSeq and is a predicted model, not a curated record. The transcript has 8 exons. Lineage: Eukaryota; Metazoa; Chordata; Actinopteri; Cyprinodontiformes; Poeciliidae. The coding region runs from base 520 to 1803 and encodes 427 amino acids. Gene Ontology annotation, molecular function: nucleotidyltransferase activity; tRNA binding.